Molecule: messenger RNA, 1092 nt
Organism: Cuscuta epithymum
Lineage: Eukaryota; Viridiplantae; Streptophyta; Magnoliopsida; Solanales; Convolvulaceae
Source: the annotation of a GenBank genome assembly
UAGGUUAUAAAAAAGUAAUUUUACUUGUUUUCGUUUUCCCCAUGCUUUUGAAACUUCCCUUUGAUCCUUCUUUCUUCUUUGCGUUGCAUUCGCCCAGUUCCUUGACUUCCACACGGACGCUCAACUGACCAAGAAAACUGAAUUGGAUAAAGUUUAUCUGACUAGCAGAACUGAAGGGAAUUGGCCAACCUCGUCACGUUCAUCCUCAGCUGCAUAGCAAUGGCGGCAAUGGUAGCUCUGCAGAGCUCUCUUACGUCUCUUUCUCCCUCCUCCAGCUCCUUCAUAGGUCAACGUCUCUCCCCUCUUAGCUCACCUCCGGUAUAAGCCAAUUCAGAAGUCUUAUGCCAUUGCAGCAAAGCUUAGGAGAUGGGAGCGCAAAGAGUGCAAGCCAAACAGCCUUCCUAUGCUACACAAACUACAUGUUAAAGUUGGUGAUACAGUGAAAGUAAUAGCAGGGCAUGAUAAAGGUAAAAUUGGAGAUGUUGCCGAGGUUAUAAGGCAUAACAGCAAAGUUAUCGUGAAGGACAUUAACUUGAAGACCAAGCAUGUGAAAAGCAAGCAAGAGGGUGAAUCCGGUCAGAUAAUUAAGAUUGAAGCACCCAUUCAUAGCUCAAAUGUGAUGCUCUACUCAAUGGAGAAGCAAGUAACAAGCAGGGUGGGGCAUAAAACACUAGAGAAUGGGAAACGGGUCCGCUACCUAGUCAAAACCGGUGAAAUUAUAGACAGUGCAGAGAAUUGGAAGCGAGUGGUGAAAGAAAAGGAAAAAUCAAAAGAAGAAACUACUGCUGCUGUUGCUUCUUCUUCUUCUUAGAGUGCAGCAACCUCCAAAAUUUCUUUUGCAUCCCUUCUUUCUCUUCUAUGCAGUUUGUUCUUAAAUCUUGACUCUCGAUUCCAAAAAUGUCCAAAGUCUAAAAUAGCUGUAUGGCAUUUUAUUUGUUUAAAACGGUAAAUCAGAACAUAUGAGAUCAAAUAGUUCCCCACUCCUUCCACAUUCGGUUAAAGGGGUGUUAACGGUGUUUGGAUCUGCUUCUGAAAGGAGUAGGAUCAGAUUUUGGAGUGUUUGGGUGGAAUUGUAGAAGUACUUCUUAGGCC